Molecule: messenger RNA, 1023 nt
Organism: Equus quagga
Lineage: Eukaryota; Metazoa; Chordata; Mammalia; Perissodactyla; Equidae
Product: L-lactate dehydrogenase C chain
Exons: 7
Coding region: 25-1023 (332 amino acids)
Biological process (GO): carboxylic acid metabolic process
Cellular component (GO): cytoplasm
Molecular function (GO): L-lactate dehydrogenase (NAD+) activity
Source: RefSeq, a predicted model, not a curated record
CAUUAUCCCUCUCAGGCUCUCAAAAUGUCGACUAUCAAGGAGCAGCUUAUUGAGAAUCUGAUUGAGGAAGACAAAGUCUCCCAGAGUAAGAUCACCAUUAUUGGGACUGGUGCUGUAGGCAUGGCUUGUGCUAUUUGUAUCUUACUGAAGGAUUUGGCUGAUGAACUUGCCCUUGUUGAUGUUGCGGUGGACAAGCUGAAGGGAGAGAUGAUGGAUCUUCAGCAUGGCAGUCUGUUCUUCAAUACUCCAAAGAUUAUCUCUGGAAAAGAUUGCAGCGUAUCUGCAAACUCCAAAUUAGUUAUUGUCACAGCAGGUGCACGGCAGCAGGAAGGAGAAAGUCGCCUCUCCUUGGUCCAACGUAAUGUAAAUAUCAUGAAAUCAAUCAUUCCUGCCAUAGUCCAUCAUAGUCCUGACUGUAAGAUGCUUAUUGUUUCAAAUCCAGUGGAUAUUUUGACAUAUGUGGUCUGGAAGCUAAGUGGGUUACCUGCAACUCGUGUAAUUGGAAGCGGCUGUAAUCUAGACUCUGCACGUUUCCGUUACCUCAUUGGAGAGAAGUUGGGUGUCCAUCCCACAAGCUGCCAUGGCUGGAUCAUCGGAGAGCAUGGUGAUUCUAGUGUGCCCUUAUGGAGUGGGGUGAACGUUGCUGGUGUUGCCCUGAAAACUCUAGACCCUAAAUUAGGGACUGAUUCAGACACGGGCCAGUGGAAGAAUAUCCACAGACAAGUUGUUGGAAGUGCCUAUGAGAUUAUCAAGCUGAAGGGGUACACCUCUUGGGCCAUUGGACUAUCUGUGACAGAUCUAGUAGGAUCAAUUUUGAAAAAUCUUCGAAGAGUGCAUCCAGUUUCCACUAUGGUUAAGGGCUUAUAUGGAAUAAAAGAAGAAAUCUUUCUCAGUAUCCCUUGUAUCUUGGGGCGAAAUGGUGUCUCAGAUGUUGUGAAAGUUAACUUGAAUUCUGAGGAGGAGGCCCUUUUCAGGAAGAGUGCAAGCACACUCUGGGAUGUCCAAAAAGACCUGCAAUUUUAA